GAUACCUUAACUAAAACGAUCUAUGGAUCUUCUUCAUCAGACUAUGUAGUGUACUUUUCAUGCCACACCUCCUUAAUAUAAGAUACACCAAUCCUGACAUCUUUUCUCAUAUGUACCUGUCUACAUUCUAAAUUAAUUGGUAUACAUUUGUCACAAUAACGAGACACACCGGGAUUUAUUUAUAUAUACCAUCCAGUUCCGUUCCUGUACAGGCUCAAAUCCUACGGUUGCAUGCCCAGCUACGCUAUGUUAGAGCCAUGGGAUGAGGUCAUCGCCCUUCAGAGGGAGCGACAGCUCUGCGCCGAUGAUGUGCAAAAUGUCAAAACUUCUUGUAUGAAGGACCACAACAAGAAGCAUCCAAUUGAGUGCCCAGAUUGCUGGACUCGCCUGCUCAAUCGAAUAAGAGAUCGAUAUCUCAACUCUGCUUCCAAGGAAUGGUUUUCAGGCCGACGGCCGUUUCUUCUUGAGCUGGACACCAUGUUCUCCGAGGCUUACAACCUCGAGGUCGACUUUAAGACCAUAGAACAACGCAUAAUGGAUGAGAAGAAGGAAUGGUAUCGAGACAAGGUGAAGAAUCUAGGGCUUCAACACGCGACCAAAUCUCCGUCCGAGGAACGGAUUCUGCAACAGAAAAUCAACGACCGGAGCAUUCCCGUGGACCAGCUCGCUUCGGAAUUGAGGGGGGCCUUUAGCGACGGUCCCGUUCAGAACGAAGAAGCAUUCAACGGUUUUAUAGAACGGUUAAAGCUUGCCAAAACACCCCAGGCAAGGCCAGAAGCUUACAUUGAUAUGUUCUUUCAGCCAAGUCACGAUACCACCAACGCUGCAAAAUAUAGCAAAUACAUCGAACUGGUCAUGAAUGGGUCACCGAUUGCCGACGUUAUGAGCUCCAUAAUCCGGGAUCGACAUUCGGCUGAGAGUAAUCGAGAUCAGCAACAAGCACUUCACAAGAAACUCGAGGAGCUGAAGCGAGCCAAAGCAGCUCAUGAGCUCGAUAAAGCGAGGAGGGACAAGGCCCGACAGGAAAAAGCUAGAGCCGCUGCUCUCUCCGCUAGUCAAGAGCAUGCCCUUCCACCUUGCUCAGCCUGCUCCAAACCUCCAGAUGCACAGGGUUUCAUCAUAUGCCCUUUGUGUCAAAUACUUGACGAGAAUUACGGAUUCCAAGUUGAGCCUGCCAUAUUCUGCUCUCAAGAAUGUGAGGACGAUGUCUACGACCAACACGUGAUUGGAAAACACGAAUGCGCGUCUGGCUGGAGAUGCGUUGGUCUCCACGACGAGGACGUGGAGAUGGAAGACGGGGGGAGCACUAUCGUAUUCUGUCGAGAGUGCAUGGAGACACGGAGUAACCCAUCUACGUUUUGCUCGUCUCGCUGCUUGAACGAGAACUUCCAACAUCACCGCGACGAAGUCCAUCUUCCCGAGCGUAAGCAGUCCCGACGCGAGGUGCACGACGAGACUAGUCUCGAAUUCGAUCCGGAUGAUAGGACGAAAUAUCGGGCUAGGAAGAUUGAGGAACAUCUAGUCACGUUUGACGACGCUAUGACAGAGUGGCAGCGAAAGACGGGUGCUACGGUGAAGUGAUAUAAGUUGAAUGAUAAUGAUAGAGUACCUACAUACAGUCUCCCUAGUAACCUACCUAACCUAGUAUAUAGGUAGGUAUGUACAUAUAUAUAUACUCUAGGCUAGAUGGGUCGAAUUCGAUGGGCAAAAGGAUGGAACAGGUCGAUUCCGAAAAAAAGUCAUAUACCCCUUAAUAGAUGGUAAGUGUCUACCUACAUACCUACCUAAUAGCAGCAGCUCAUAUAGGUAUCCGUCACGGUGUUACACAAAUCUACCCAGCUACAUGACCUAAUAGGUGCAUACAUUUGAUACAUGCAUUAAUGCAUAUCUCCGCUUUUAAUAAAUCCGAGGUGACG
Hypoxylon fragiforme is the source of this 1916-nucleotide messenger RNA. RefSeq lists its product as uncharacterized. The record is from RefSeq and is a predicted model, not a curated record. Lineage: Eukaryota; Fungi; Ascomycota; Sordariomycetes; Xylariales; Hypoxylaceae. The transcript is spliced from 2 exons. Bases 232 to 1581 code for a protein of 449 amino acids.